Messenger RNA from Pelobates cultripes (western spadefoot toad), 25502 nucleotides. The record is from the annotation of a GenBank genome assembly. Lineage: Eukaryota; Metazoa; Chordata; Amphibia; Anura; Pelobatidae.
CUGUGAUGGCGGAAGAGCUCCGCGCAUGCGCAGAGCAGGAACGUCUUAGUUUAUAUUUCGCGCGGCUGCUGAUUCCUGCCCGAGGUUUGUGUCCUUGUCCUGUCAUUAGUUAUUGCUAUUAUAGCUGCGUUUUGGCACGUUAGACGCUCUGCUCUGGGGUUCACAUGGCUGUGCAUCAUGGGUAACGUAGUCCACAGCAGCAGGAGUGCAAAAGAAGCCAAGCAUGAGUUGGGUAACAGGUGUGGGCGUGUCAGUGGUUACUGGUGAGCAGUGAUGGCUGAGCCUGGCACCCCAGGUGUUCCAGAGCAAUGUUUAAUAGAAAAGUAGCUGAGCAUCAUGGGAAAUGUAGUCCAGAAGCAGCUGGGGUGCCAGGGACAGCUUCACUGGGUGUUCUUGUAGCCAAUAUCUGAGUCAUGUCCUUGUCAAACCUGUGACCAGAUGUGGUGUGAAAAGAAAUAAAUCCCAGUAGAAAUUUAACUUUAUAAAAUUGCUACCAGCACACCCAGGGAAUUGGUACAUUUUAGGAAACAACAUACUAUUUCUAAAUGUGGUAUUUUAAUUGUUUUUUUUUUUUUUCAUACCUGCCAAUUGUCCUGAGUUUACUUUGGAGCAGUCCCUAGUUUUGUCUCGACAUAUGGCCAAUGUUUUACGUAUAUCAUCGGUUAUAGCACAUGUUUUCGUGCUGGAGCAGUGCUGAUGGGUGCAUUGCCAGCCCUUCCUCUUCAUGUAUACAUUGAUGAGUGGGCUUGGCAUGCAAUGUGCCAUCCUAUCAGCUCUGCGUAUACAGCAGUGAGAGGGCUUGGCAUGCAGUGCAAUGUGCCAUCCUCUUCACUCUGCGUAUACAGCAAUGAGAGGGCUUGGCAUGCAAUGUGCCAUUCUAACCAUUCCUGUAUAUACAGCAAUGAGAGGGUUUGGCAUGUAAUGUGCCAUUGUAACCAUUCCUGUAUAUACAGCAAUGAGAGGGCUUGGCAUGCAAUUUGCCAUUGUAACCAUUCCUGUAUAUACAUCAGUGAGAGGGCUUAGCAUGCAAUUUGCCAUUGUAACCAUUCCUGUAUAUACAUCAGUGAGAGGGCUUAGCAUGCAAUUUGCCAUUGUAACCAUUCCUGUAUAUACAGCAAUGAGAGGGCUUGGCAUGUAAUGUGUUAUCCUAUUCACUCUGCGUAUACAGCAAUGAGAGGCCUUGGCAUGCAAUGCAAUGUGCCAUCCUUUUCACUCUAUACAUACAGCAGUGAGAGGCCUUGGCAUGCACUGUGCCAUCCUCUUCACUCUGCGUAUACAGCAAUAAGAGGGCUUGACAUGCAAUGCAAUGUGCCAUCCUCUUCACUCUGCGUAUACAGCAAUGAGAGGGCUUGGCAUGCAAUGUGCCAUUGUAACCAUUCCUGUAUAUACAGCAAUGAGAGGGCUUGGCAUGCAAUGUGCCAUUGUAACCAUUCCUGUAUAAACAGCAGUGAGAGGGCUUGGCAUGCAGUAUACCAUCUUGUAUUCUCCAUACUUUGGCAUGCAUACUGCAUCGCAGAAAGUAUUGCUGAUCUGUGGGGACAUUUGGCUGUGAUUUUAGUUUGAGAGCAUGGACAGACUCCUUGGAUUUGGCAGAGUUGGGAAAAAUGUAUCAUUUACAAAUGCCCCAGUGUUCAGGAUAGCUAAUAUGGGAUGCUUGGAGCGUGGCCUCAUUCAGAAACGUAUCAGUCAACAACGCAUGUGCAGGUGAACUAUACCUCCCAAUAUUGUGAGAUAUGCAAGAGCCUUGAGUUCAUUAUGUGAUUGCUCUUCACUUACUGGGAACUUUUCUGUUUAUCCACAGAAGCAGAGAACAAAGAAGGGGCCCACAAUCUCAAUUGCUCCUCUGAAUCCAGGACGGUUGGGGGUAUGCUGAAUUAACCAUUCAUUUAGUCUGCUGGGGGUUAUACUGAACUGACCUGCAUAACUACCAAUGAGUACAUGAAUAUGUGCAGUUCAUGAGUUAAUCAGAUUCUGUAUGUGCAAAACCAAUUUGUGUAGGACUAGACUUUUGUAAAGACCGCUCAGGCUGGUGUUUCAUUCAAGAAUACAAACAAAGGGAAUACAACUUUUUUUUUUUUUUUUUUAACUAAGAAUAAAGUUACCAAUAUUUCAAAUUCUUCUGUGAACUGCAAAUACCCACCUCUGCCACCCAGGAAGUUGUUCAGUCAAUCAUUGCUGUCUUGUUUUUCAUGCAGAUGCAAAUCAAAUGCCAUAAACUGAUGUAUAGUACAGCUGAAAGCGAUAUAGCUUAAUAUUCACAUCAUACAUAAAAACCAUCAAUGAAGCUAUUUGUGCAGGGUAAAAAAAUGUAGUAUGUUAUUUUGUAGGGUUUAAUACUGCCCGAACAGCUUUCUGUAGAAAUCUUGACAGCUAAACAUAAAAUCCUAUUAUACAGCCUUUAUGGUUAAUACAGCUGCACAUGAUAAACACAAUAGUAUACACGUAGCACAACCUGUUGUACCUUAAAGGUCCCUAAACACAGAUUUCAUUUGGUGUGUGUGGGUUUCCAUUUUAAGAGACAUUUCACUACCCAACUAACACAAAUCACAGUUUAGUAGGUACACCCCAAUGGAAAUAUGCAUGCAUUAUCUAAAAACAACUUCCAAAAAGCUGCAAAUCUCUUGCCAUGUCUCCGCUUCUACCCCAGUGUAGACUUUCUGUGGCUCUCCAAUCACAGACAUUCUAAUUCAGCUCACUGAGAAUUAUUUGCAAGCCAGGUGCUCUGGACAACUGCCUGCCUCUCGAGUUUAGCUCCACUGAGCUAAGCAACCAAGAAGUAACAAGAACUCUUGUCUGAUUGACAGCCAAGGGGAUGUAACCAGGUAAAUUUAUAAAAGUGUAAACCUCUGUCAAAAUCUGCACUUUUUAUAAAAUGACAAAAAGAAGAUACAUUCUUCACUAGUGAUGUCCCGAACUGUUCGCCCCGUUUCGACGCGGACUCCAGUCAGCUGACACAUUCCAGCCAAUCAACAGCAGACCCUGCCUCCCAGACCCUCCCACCUCCUGGAUAGCAUCCAUUUUGAAGCUGCAUUCUUAGUGAGCUGUCCAGGAGGUGGGAGGGUCUGCUGCUGAUUUGGCUGGAAUGUGUCAGCUGACUGGAGUUCGUGGCGAACAGUUCGGGACAUCACUAUUCUUCACACAUAAAGCACUUCAGCUUGGGUCUGGAGUGUCCCUUUAACUCAGACUCCCAAAGAUGGAGGUCAGAGAAUAGUGCAAUGCAGUGGGAAGGACGCAGACAAACCACAUCAUUUGUAUUCACAAUGAUGUGGAAUUCAUUCUGUAUUUGUCAGGGUUGGUACAAUUUUUUGAAACAGAAAAGUAUCAGGCCAAGUGAAGGGGAGCGGUAUUGGUAAUAUUGACGCGAGAAACUGGCAGGGACAGAUGUAGAUAGGCUUAUAUGGCUGCAUUUUUCAUUGUAGGCUUUCCACUGGAAAAUGGCGAUGAAUGACAGCCAUAGGCGUUUCAUUCAAGUGCUGAUGUCCCAUGGAAUAAUGGAAGCCUCAGCUGUACGGAAGUUGCAUAGGCAUUGCUGUGAAAUACACAAAGGUCAGUACCUGUCUGUCCACUUACCAAUAGCGCUGUGACAUAAAAAAAACUUCAUAAUGUAGUGUGUUUGUAGAUUUUCCGUAGUAACAACUUUUUUUUUUUUACGCUAUUGAUUGGUUAAAACAGUCUUGUUAUAAUUAUUGUGAAAAGGAUACCUGUAGGAAAGUUUCUAGGAGAGAAGGCAAACGUUUACAUAUCCUUUCUUAGAAAACAGUCUUUUAGUUGCAGAAAUCUCAAAUGAAUUGGUAACGGCUGCAUCAGCAGUAAAAGUAUCUCAAUGUUUAUGGGAAAAGUACCAGAGCAUUGGCAGCAGGCAAGUACGGACAUCCUUCAGAUCUGGAUGUAAAUCAAGAAGAAAAGAGUCUGCUUUCAGGAAAAUAUUUUGAGAUAGAAUCUUUUUUUUAUAAUAAAAACAUCAAUUAAUCAAUCUCAGAAUAUGCACAGAACGUGUAAGGUACUUUUUCUACAUAACUUGCGUGGUGUAGAUUGGCUUUUACCAACUGGAUAAAGGGUUAUGUUUUUAUUAUAAAGAACAAUGAUUUUAUCUUGACUUUUUCCUCCAAUGAGCUGGCUAUUUUAUGUUUUUUUUUUUUUUAAGGUUGUACUGUGUUAUUUUUAAACACUUCAGCAGGUUUUUUUUCGGUCCGUUAAGAAAGUAUAAUGUGUCAGAAGGUAGACCUUCUGCCCAACUAAUCCGGGCUGCACGCAUGUUGACUGCUGCUAAAAAGCUCUUGCAUCAACAGAAAUACCUAGCAUUUUGCUUCUUUGGCAUUAACAUUUUUAACCAUUUUAGACUGAAGUUUGCAAUUUGGAUUUCAUUUCACUAUAGUUAAUAGUUUGGAAAAUAAACAGAUAUAGUUAAUAGUUUGGCAUGCGAGGGUUUUAUAUUGGAGUAUUUGGUUUUCACUUAAUUCUCGUUCUAGCAUUCAUUCAUGAGUCUCAGAGACAGGAGUAAGCAACAUGCCAGUUAUUAGAAAUACGUUUAUACUCAUGGAUAUUUACAAAAGUGAGAGUUGGGAAGAAUUCAAAACUUAAGUCCGAAGUAUCCAAACUUCAAAAGUAUUCCAAGUCAGCUUUGUUCCAGUUUGACUACUUAAACUGGGCAGACUAGAUGGGCUGACUGGUUCUUAUCUGUCGUCACAUUCUAUGUUACUAUGUAAAAAUUAAAUUCUAUUUGUCAAUUCUCACUUCAGUGAAUUGUGAGUCAAGAAAUUGAUUAUUGUUUUGUUUUUUCCAGUUCAUUACGUGCAUGACAAAUUAGAUGAUUUUAUUGAUGUUCUAAACAAGCACUUGAAGCCUGUAUUUAUGGAAAUAAGGAAAAGAUUUGGUGAAGAUGAUGGGAAACGAUACUAUGCCCUGGUGAGUGGAUAAAACACAUUGGUUAUGUUUUCUCCUAUGUUUUGCAGUUGAUGGAGUAAAAAGAUAAUUAUUGGGGUCCAUAUGACCCCUGACUUCUGGCUUUUUUCAAUAAAAUGAAUAAAACACCAUGCUGGGAAUUUUUUUUUUUUUUUUUAACUCUUCUCAGACAGACCGGAAUAAAAAAAAAAAAAGUUUUUAGUUCUUUAUUUUUAUUGUGCAAGUGUUAACAAAAAUGCUUGAAACGCCACGACAGCUAUAACAAGCCUAAUAGAAAUGGGGAAAAGAUAUUAUCAGCAUGGCCUUCAUAGAAGCUGAACAUUUUUUUAAAUUAAAAUAACAAAAUAAGAGACUUGUGUAAACUAAAAAAUUGUAUGGCGCAUAGAGUAGUCAUGCAUAUUUUUAGGAAAUGUAUAGAAUAACAUGCGGACAGGCGAGUCUAAGUGAAGUGACCGAGAGAGACAUGCAAUACUAGCUGGUUAUGAGUUGUACAUCUCUUGUAUAAGGGUCUACUGUGUGCUAGGGUAGCUACAUAGAGUAAGGAGUACUAAACUGUGAUUGUAAUAUAACCUGUUAAGUGUAUACUAGACUGCCUGUGACUGAUAGAAACAGUAAUCGUACCACUGGACAUGAGCCCCCGAAGCGACAUCAGCAAAAUAAAACUGGAUGAUUGCCCGCUGGGGAGAGAUUUGACAGGGUGAGUCUGCAUAGCUCGGCACCGGGCCAUUCACAUAGCUCUGUAAGCGGACCCUUACAAAAGAUCGCCAGACUACCCAUACCCCCAGUUUGUCCUGUGGGAGAUUACAGAGUAAAGUCCCAGCAGGCAGACAUUGUCAGCAUAAUGUGCUCAAUACGCGCCAUCCUUAGAUGACCUCAGUUACGGUCCUCCAGUGAGCCGCGAUGGUGGGGAUUUACUUGGUAGUCUUAGCUUUGGCGUUCACCCUCCAGGGUAUAGGUCUGCAAUGGAGACUUCCACUUGGCUUGAGGCUUGGGUAAGCGAGAGGCAGCAGCUAGGCACAGGCGUCAAAUGUGCUGUGCGGGCAUGAGCUCUUACAGACUCUCCAGGAUCUGUUGGCUCGGUAGCGAGACCUUUUGGGCUAAGGUAUAGCUCAGGGUGUGUCAGGCCGUCUUCCCUCUGUUGGACGAGUGGUGGGGCCGAUCUAGCGGGAAUCACUGCGGCGGCCUUCUUAGUUCCUGGACAUCGGGGCAGUCUCAGCCAAUCUUGCCGACAUCAGCCCCGGACCUGUCCAGCGGGGACCGGGAUACCCCCUAAGGUCCAAAGGCAGCCAGGUAGGUGAAUGGGGUGGCGGCCCUCUGUGCCGCUCUUCCCCUGAGCUCCAAAGCUUCGUGCAACCUGGGGGGGGGCACUGAAGCUCCUGGUCUCUGAGUCAGCAGUGGUGCCAACAACGGUCUGUGUGCUGUACUGUUUCCUUCUGUUAUAGCAUCGCUGGACGUCCUCACGCUAUGAGCUCUUACAGACUCUCCAGGAUCUGUUGGCUCGGUAGCGAGACCUUUUGGGCUAAGGUAUAGCUCAGGGUGUGUCAGGCCGUCUUCCCUCUGUUGGACGAGUGGUGGGGCCGAUCUAGCGGGAAUCACUGCGGCGGCCUUCUUAGUUCCUGGACAUCGGGGCAGUCUCAGCCAAUCUUGCCGACAUCAGCCCCGGACCUGUCCAGCGGGGACCGGGAUACCCCCUAAGGUCCAAAGGCAGCCAGGUAGGUGAAUGGGGUGGCGGCCCUCUGUGCCGCUCUUCCCCUGAGCUCCAAAGCUUCGUGCAACCUGGGGGGGGGCACUGAAGCUCCUGGUCUCUGAGUCAGCAGUGGUGCCAACAACGGUCUGUGUGCUGUACUGUUUCCUUCUGGCUUGGAGUAGUAUUAAAAGCCCAGAUUAUCAGCCGAAAAGGCCUCAGUCUGCAGGAGCCUCUGCCGCAUGUGCCGAGUCAGCAAGGCGGUCAGGCCCAGCCCCCCAAAUUUCCUAUUUUUAUUUUUUGGCCACUAUUUUUUUUUUUUUUGUGCACAAUGAGUUUCCCAGACAAAGUUCAGCCUCCCUUUGACUGAAGAUCCCAGUAAUCAACCUGUUUAGAAUAAGUUCAAAUUUAGAUAUUUGAACGACUAAGAGAGACACUCAUAUAUCUAUCCAAGUCCUCUUGCCCAUGGGAAUAGAAAAAGUUUCAGAAGAAAUUAAAGGGAUACUGUAGUGCCAUGAAUGCAAAGCUAUAUUCCUGGCACUACCGAUCCAUCUGCCUCCCUCGCGCCACCGCCUACCCAGUAAAUAAAGGGUUAAAAACUAUAUUUACCUACCUUUUCCCAGCGCAGAUGUCCCUCGGCGCUGGGUUGAAGCUGCGCCCCCUCCUCUGUCCCGCGACGAGCAGGGUCUAAUGUGAAUGCGCGGCAAAUGCCAUGCGCGCAUUAGACCUCCUCGUAGGAAAGCAUCGAAUCAAUUCUUUCCUAUGGGAAAAAUCUGACGCAGGAUGUCCUCAUGUAGAGCGUGAGGGCGUCCAGCGUCAGAUAACGGACCAAAAGUCUGUUUGGAUUCCGGAAACUCUCUAAUGGCUGUCUGGUAGACAGCAUUUGAGGGCAGACUUACUGCUGCAAUGUAAACAUCGCAGUUCUCUGGAACUGCAAUGUUUUACAUUGCAGCAAUAUGUGCAAAAGGGUCACCGCACCCAGACCACCUCAAUGAGCAGACGUAGUCUGGGUGCCUACCGUGUCCCUUUAAAGUACAUCUAUUAUAGGACAUAAAAAAUGUUAAAGGGACACUCCAGGCCCCCAGACCACUUCUGCCCAUUGGAGUGGUCUGGGUGCCAAUUCCCACUAUCCUUAACCCUGCAAGUGUAAUUAUUGCAGUUUUUAAGAACUGCAAUAAUUACCUUGCAGGGUUAACUCCUCCUCUAGUGGCUGUCCAGUAGACAGCCACUAGAGGGCACUUCCUGGUUUAUAGCACAGGUGUUUUUUUCUAUUAUAGCAUCGCUGGACGUCCUCACGCUAUGUGAGGACCUCCAGUGUCGCUAAAAUCCCCAUAGGAAAGCAUCGAAAGCAUUUUCAAUGCUUUCCUAUGGGGAGGUUCAAUUCGCGUGCGCGGCAUUGCAGCGCAUGCACAUUAGGUCUCCCCUGAUGGCGGCCGCGCAUGCGCAGUCGGUCUCCCCUGACGGCUGACGUCUGACAUCGGCGGUGGUCUCAGGUAAGUCACUGAAAGGGUUAGAACCCCUUCAGCAACAUGUGAUGGGGGUGGGAGGGAGAGGGGACCUGCAGUGCCAGGGAAAACUAUUUGUUUUCCUGGCACAGGAGUGUCCCUUUAAGUCCCUAUCUAUCCCCCAGCAAUGAGUAUCUGCUUAUUUCUCUUGUAUUUUCUCUAUUUAUCUUUUUUCUUCUGAAUGCAGUAGGUUUUUACCUGUGUUGUGUGCUCCUUUCAAUAUUGGCCUCUUAUUUUGCUCGCCGGCUCCUUUUGUGGGUUUUUAUAUAGCGAUUAGUUCAUUUUGGCACAAAUACACUGACGUCCUGUUUGCGCGAAUGCGCAUGCGUUCGGUUAUUUAAUUGCUAGUCACGUUGGAAUUACAGCAAGCCACUGAUGGGGCAUAAAGCCUAAGUGGUCGGAUCUAUAGUUUAAAUAGCUUCAGGAAUUCUCUAAAUUGAGAAAACACCCAUUUCCACCAGUCACUGUGAAAAACUGUUAAUGUUUCUAGAUCUACCUUCAUCUGUGUUAGGUCGGUUUCAUUUCAGUAAAUAUUCAAUUAAAAGUUCCAUAUGUCAUUUGGACAACUUCUCCAUUAUUUGUUUAGCAGACACCAAAUUGCUCCAAAUUUUACUUUGUGCCAUUUACUGAACUGAUCUCUGUAUUUCAUUUCCUGGCUAAUCAUGGCAGCAUCACUUAUGGGUAGCUCCUCCCUUAGCAGUCACAGGACAGGAAUUAAUUAGAUUAAUUAAUCAGACUGAUAGGUAUAAGGAGUCCCUCCUCCCCCUACACCUCAGUCUUUUUUCCUGUCCUUAGCAAGUUCUACAGGACUUUUUACAUUUUGUUUUAUGGCCACCUUCCUGUGUUUGUCGUGGGUUCGUUCCAAAUGAAGUUCAGCCUCUCUUCAUUUGAAGGACCCAGUAAACAGCCUGCAUGAGCAGGACUAACUGGGUCAGGUUCAGUGUAAGUACUGGACUGCAGCGUGGGAAGUAAGUGUUUGAGGGAGACACUAUUUUCUGUUUAAUUGUGGGGUUGGUUAGCCUUAAAAAUUCCCCCUGUUUUCAGCCUGCCCCUACUAAUUAUAUCCCCCCCCCCAUACCUUGUUGGCAGUAUUUGAAUCCAUGCUUAGGGGUCUUGUCCUUUAGGAUCUGUUUCUUGCCUCUUGUUUGGUGCCUUCCCUGGCUCUGUUCCAGCCUCUGAUGGGUUAAAUGUGGGGCUGUGCAGGCUUCCCUGCUCCCUGGGGCUCCCUGUGCGCCCGGGCAUUGGGGGCUGGAACGCAUUAUGCGUUCCAGCCGACUGUUUGUUGCUCGCAGCCGGUUCCGGCGAAACCGGAAGUAAUUUGCAUGCCGGUCGCGAGCGUUUGGAACGCAUAGCGUGCGUUCCAGCGCUCUGCGCAUGCGCGAACCGGGCAAUCAGCUGUUCGCUGCCCGGACCUUUUUAAAAGCAUCUAAUACAGCUGCCUUGGCGCUAUAUCUGCUAGCCUUAUGUUGGUUUACCCCUGGGGAAAGCAUUGGUGUCCAGUUUGUGCCCAGCUACUCCUAUCUGCUGCCUGGCUGCAUAGUGGAUGUUCUGCUCUUUAAGGUAGGAUUGCUGUUUUUACUACUUAUUGGAAGUAUUGCUUUGUCAGUUUGUCUAUUUAUCCCUUUGGGGAAUUAGGUCUUGGAUUUUCCUUUGGUUCUUCUUUAUAGUAUGGAUUCUCCCUCUGCCUCUGCAAGAUCCCUCUCUAGAAAACAUAGGUGAGCCAUUUCUUAAUUUUAUUGGGGGGGGGUGUUGUUAAAAGAGUGCCAUACUGAGCCUGUAAUAUAUGUCAUAUAUGGCUUCAUUCCAGCCCCAGCAUUCAUUUGGAUUCUCCAGCGAGAAAAUCACGGGAAAAGUCAAAUAAAUGCAUUAAUUGUUCUUCGCCUGCUCCGAAUAGAAGGAACCUUUGCAAGGAAUGCUUGUUGGAAGUCGCUGAUGCCCCCAGUAGGAGCUCUCCACAAGACGACCUUAAGCUCUGGAUUUCUCAGGCUAUUGCUGAGGGCUUUAUGGCUACCACGGGAUCUAGUGGUCCAAGUAAGAGACGCAGAGCGGAACCUCAGUCUUCCAGCUCUGAUGAGGACCCUGAUGUCUGGGAGGUAUCAGAUGAAGGUGAGGAGGAAGCUGAAUAUGCCUCCACGUCUCUUGACUCCAGGUCUAUGGAUAGACUUAUUACCCUUCUCAGAGACACUCUUAGUCUCACUGAAGAAAGAUCUGAAUUGAAGGAGGCUGACAGGUUUUUUGAGGACCUAAAGCCUAACAGACCUACUUUCCCGGUGCAUGCGCCAAUCAGGGAUAUGAUCCUUCAGGAAUGGAAUAAGCCUGAAAAGAAGUCCACCUUAAAAAAAUAAGUUUGCGAGGGUUUAUCCGUACUCUACAGUGGAUUGCUUCCUGUGGAACUCAGUUCCUAAAAUUGACGCUGCAGUGAUCCAUAUGGCUAAGAAAACUGCACUGCUUAUUGACUCCAUGGCAUAUCUCAGGGAGCCUAUGGAGAAGCGUAUGGAUGGAGACCUGAUUAAAGACUACUUGGGCCUAGGGUCCGCCCUUCAUCCGGCAGUGGCACUGACGACUCUCUCCAGAGCCUUGAAAGUGUGGCUCGCUAAUCUGAAGGACGACAUUGAUCAGGGUGUCCGUAGGGAACAUCUGUUGGAAAGCUUCAAGGACUUUAGUCUAGCCACGGAAUUCUGUUCAGAGGCCUCCCUGGACAUCACUCGCUUGAUUGCCAAAAGCAUGGCCCUGUCUGUGGCUUCUAGAAGGGCCUUGUGGCUUCAUUCGUGGGGUGCUGACUAUGCUUCUAAGGCUUCCCUGUGUGCACUUCCGUUCCGAGGGAAUCUCCUUUUUGGGAAGAUUCUGGAAGAUGCUAUUCAAAAAGCUGCUCAUGGGAAAAAGGCGUUUACCUCAAGCUGGCAGAAAGAGUUUUUCCCUCCUCCUGGAAGACCAAGCGCUUCAAGGAUCGGUCCUUUCGGGACAGCAGGAGCUAUAAAUCAGGAAGGGAGUUUUCCAGGAAUUCUUCAUGGAAAUCCUAUUCACACUCAUCUUCCAAUAAGGCUUCCAGAGGAAAGGGUGCUAGAACCUCAGGGAAGAACUUCUGAAGGUCCCCAGGCCCGUUCGGGGACGGCAGGAGGUAGACCGAAGUUCUUCUACCCCAUAUGGGCCAGCAAUAUUUCAGACCUAUGGGUCACUUCCAUCGUAAAAGAAGGUUACAGAAUAGAAUUCUCAUCUUAACCGAAAACUGCAUUCUUCAGAAGAUCAAAGGUGCCGGUAGGCAUCAAACGAUGGGCCAUGAGGUCCUGCAUUUCUGUACUCCUGGAACAAAAAGUGGUGAAGAAGUUCCAAAACAGGAAUGGUUCCAGGGAAUUUACUCCACGGUCUUCUUGGCCCCAAAACCACAGGGAAAGUGGUGUCUCAUCUUGAAUUUGAAAGGCAUGAACUCCUUGCUCGACGUAAGGACGUGCAAAAUGGAAUCCUUAAGGACCAUCUUGAAGUGUGUCAAAAAGGAGACUGGAUGACCUCAAUAGACUUAAGGGACGCCUACUAUCAAUCUUGGGUCCAUCUCAAGGAAUUGUAGCUCAACAUACGUCGGUGGCAAUGUCCAUUCUUCAAGACCAUGGUUGGCUCCUGAACGUGGGAAAGAGCUCCCUCGUUCCUGCACAAACUAUCGUUUUCCUGGGUACGGUGGUGAAUACCGUGUCUGCACAUGUGUUCCUGUCUCCAGAAAGGGUCACGAAGAUCAGAGACAAAGUAAGGAAGCUGCAAGUUCUCGAAACUGCACCUGCAAGAGAAGUCAUGAGUCUCCUGGGUUCCUUGACUUCAACAAUAGGCUUGGUGAAGUGGGCCCAGAACUGCUUCCUUCUCCAGUUCAACAGAGUGGAAGCGGAUUGGGAACAGAUGAUAUCUCUUCCCCUUCCCAUAAGGAAAGGCUUAAACUGGUGGAAGAGCGAGAGGAAUUUGACAACAGGCUUCCCGUUGGAAGACCCCCCCCUUGGAAGGUUAUUACAACAGAUGCCAGUUCUUUUGGAUGGGGUGCCCACUUCAGUCCUGUAUGGACUCAAGGGAAGUGGACCCGAGAAGAGUCGCCUACACUCAAACUUAAGGGAACUGAGAGCGGUUUACAAGGCCAUUUUGAGAUUCCUGCCGAGGCUAAGGAAUUCUUGGGUUCUAAUCAAAACAGACAACCGAGCGGUGGCCUCAUAUGUGAACAACCAAGGUGGCACGAGGAGCAGGUUGCUCCUGGAAGAGCUGGCUCCCUUAAUGGCUAUAGCCAUGACCUAUCGUCAAGGCCUGAAGGCGAUUUAUCUCCCAGGUUCGGAGAACGUAACGCAGACUUCCUCAGCAGAAAGGAAAUUCUUCCGGGAGAAUGGCAACUUCACCCGGCGAUCUUUGCAGAAAUUGCUCAUCGGUGGGGCAUGCCCCAGAUCUACCUGAUGGCAUCAUCUCAGAAUCACCAGGGGGAGAAUUACUUCUCUCUCCAUCCGGACUGUCAGGCACUGGGCCAGGAUGCUCUCUCUCUGCCUUGGUCGUUCGAUCUGGGGUAUGUUUUUCCCUCCCCUACCCAUGAUACCCAGGUUCCUGCGGAAGGUUUGGUUGGAAGGCAAGAAAGUCAUUGCCGUAAUUCCAAUUUGGCCUCGGAGGCCGUGGUUUCCCCUAUUGGCCAUGAUGAGCCAGGAACAACCUUGGCCUCUUCCAGUGAUGGAGGAUCUGCUAUCGCAGGGCCCUGUAUUCCAUCCUCAUCCGGAAUGCCUCAAACUGGGGGUAUGGGUCUUGAGAAAGAAAGACUCCAAUUACUAGGUCUCGCGGAGGCGGUGAUCAUUACCCUUCUGCUCUCCAGGAAGGCUUCUACUUCUAAAUGCCACCAUAGGAUUUGGGAUGUGUUCCAAACUUGGGCAUCGUCUCAUAAUGUGGACUUUCGGCAUCCUAGCAAUACUGAAGUUUUGGAGUUUCUGCAAGAGGGCCUGGACAAGGGCCUUAGCCUCAGCACCUUGAAGGUUCAGUCUUCGGCACUUUCAGCUUUGUGCAACAUCUCAUGGGCUUCGGAUCUUUUGAUUUCCAGGUUCUUCAAAGCGGCCUUCAGGUUGAGGCCUCCUUCCAGAUCUACUACCCCUCCUUGGGACCUUCCUAUGGUGCUCAAUUAUCUUACUGAGGAUCUGUUUGUUCCUCUUGAAAGUUUGGAUGCUACUCUCCUGACGUAUAAAACUUUGUUUUUGGUGGCAAUUACUUCCGCAAGAAGGAUUUCAGAAAUUAAGGCAUUUUCUACAUCUUCUUCUUGUUUACGAUUCUACCAAGAUAGGGUGUGUCUGAAACCAAAACCAGAGUUUCUUCCUAAGGUAGUUUCUCAGUUUCACCUCUCUCAAGAAGUGGUUCUUCCAUCAUUUUACCCCAACCCCUCUUCUCAGGAGGAGGUUAGAUGGCAACGUUUGGAUGUCAUGAACUGCUUGUCUGCAUAUCUUAAACGUUCUGAGUCUUUCCGUAAAACGGACCAACUCUUCGUUUUGCCGUUGGGAGCAAGGAGAGGUGAGGCGGCUUCUUUAUCUACGUUGAAACGUUGGAUUUCUCUGAUAAUUAAGAAGGCGUAUAUCUCUAAAGGUAUAUCACCACCUCGGGAGAUAAGAACUCAUUCUACUAGAGCAUUAUCAACUUCAUGGGCUAGCUGGGCAGAGGUUCCAUACAAUGAUAUUUGCAGAGCAGCCACCUGGUCUUCUCCGAUGACAUUCAUGAAGCACUACAAACUUUAUGCGGAGUCUCCUUCCACCUCCUUUGGACAGAGUGUCCUGUCUACGGUUUCUUUAUCCAGUUGAUAUUAAACUUUUCUUUGCUGCAUGUGAUUCAGUUUGGUGUGAUUUCUUGGAUUAUUAUUCCCACCCUAUUUUUCUGUGAAGCUUGGGUAUUACCCAUAAGUGAUGCUGCCAUGAUUAGCCAGGAAUAGAGAAAAUUUAUGACAAACUUACCGUAAUUUUCUUUUCCUGGCUAUUUCUCAUGGCAGCAUCAGGGUUCCCGCCCAUUCUUUAUUUCAGCUUUAUAAUUGGACUGAGGUGUAGGGGGAGGAGGGACUCCUUAUACCUAUCAGUCUGAUUAAUUAAUCUAAUUAAUUCCUGUCCUGUGACUGCUAAGGGAGGAGCUACCCAUAAGUGAUGCUGCCAUGAGAAAUAGCCAGGAAAAGAAAAUUACGGUAAGUUUGUCAUAAAUUUUCUCUAUUAGUUAAUACCCAAAUUACAAUUACGGGUCAAAUUCUGUGAUUUUAACUGAAUUUUGCAUUUCUGGGAUUCCUUUGGAGAAAAUGUACUCAUGUAAGAUCAUUGCACCUGUCAAUUUUAAAUAUUAUGAAAUGAGAGCACUUUAAAGCAUUUUAUUUCUGAAUGAAAAGCACUCAAGAAGAUGACAGGAUAUAUGUUACAGCAUCACAUAAUAUGAACAUCUGCUACUCUGUGCAUCAUGUCAAAGUAUUUGACCACUAAGGCUUCUAUUCCCAUCUCAAUCCUCAAGGUGCACCAACAGUCUGUGAUUUAGGCAUAUCUUAAUUAUUUUCCCAUGCGGAUACUGACAAAACCUGGACCUCUGGGUUGGGAAUUUAUGUAACCUGUGUAGGUGGCAGCUAAUGUAGUUGGAGAAAUGUUGAGAAGAAAUUAAAAAUGAAAUCUCAAAGGUGUAAUUGCAAAGUACAUUGUUAUGUUGGCUUUAAGAAAAAAUAAAAAAAUUUCCCCCUUCUAGGUGAACACUGCGGAAAAUGACGUUGCUAAAAUGGCUACAGAUUAUGCAGAAAAUGAGCUUGAGCUGUUCAGAAAAGCUGUAAGUGUUUGCUUAGCAUACAAAUAGUGCAAUGUUGGUGGCUCCGGUUUUACACCUGCAAAUAAUGAAAUGAGUUCUGGUUCUAGAAUAACCAGGCGUGUUUACUGUAUUUUUUGGCAUGGCAUCAUGGAAGUCGUGGUUUUGGAACGGUUGGGGAUUUAAAGUAGCAGCGACCCUAAUUUUUUUGUUUUUUUUGUUUCCAUAAAUGUCAGGUUUAUAGCUUGCCUGUGCAUUGUGAGAGUUUUACUUUAGUUUGCUCAAGAACCAACCAUGAUAUCUGUCAAUUUCAAUUCCAAUAGAUAAAUUGCACAAACAUUCCAAGCCAGCUAGAUUCUCAAUUUUUGCCAUGGAUUUGCCCUAAAAUCUGAAACGUACUUAGAAUUUCUGACAAUUCACACUUUAGUGAAUAACCGUAUGUCUUUUUAUGAGUGAUGCAUGGCAUAUGCAGAUAUAAGUGUAAUUUUUGAAGUUGUGUGCCAUUUGUAAAGAUAAUAUAUUCUAUGUAAGGUAGGUUGAAAUGUGUGAUUAUAAAUAUAUUGUGCUAGUUUGUUCUACUUGUGAGCAUAAUAUGGUAGAGCGUUUUCUGAAUAUCUUGGGCACAUGAACGAAAAAUACAGAUUAAAACACGAGUAAUGUAGGUAUUUUGUUUACAUUUACAGUUGGACUUAAUUAUAGUGUCUACCAGUGGUUUUGCAUCCUCCACAUAUAUAUUGAACCUGGCUGACAAUCUGCAGAACAAGAAGAUGAAGAAAAAAGAGGCAGAACAAUUGUUGCAAAGAUUUGUUCAAGACAAAUGGCUUAUUGAGGUUAGAGAUUUAACAAAAAGUAAAACGUGUUGAAUAUAUAAUGGAAAAUUAAUGUGAUUAAAAAACACAAUUCAAAAACAUAUGGUGUCAGAACUAAAUAAUUCAAAUUGUUAUCAGUUCAUUUAGCACUAUUUAAUUUGUCUUCCAUGUUAAAAUUGGUUUAGGACCCACCGAUUAUUGAGGUAUUGUGGCACAGUGGUGGGCUUUAAACAAUAUGAUGAUACAGUUUCACCAUAAGGCCAUAUUUGUUUGCUGAUAUGGGUUGAUUUUUAAGUAGCCUUGUAAUAUGUAAAACUAUUUUUGUGUGUGUGCUGUUCCUUAAUCUGUAUUUUGCACCCCUUCUGAGAAAUUAAUGUUUGGGGUGAUCCAAUUCCCCCCUUUUUUGCUAUGUGAUGUUAAAGGGGCACUAUAGUCACCAAAACAAAUACAGCUUAAAAGGACACUAUAGUCACCAAAAAACUUUAGCUCAAUGAAGCAGUUUUCGUAUAUAUAGAUCAUGCCCCUGCACUCUCACUGCUCAAUUCUCAGCAAUUUUAAUAGUUAAAUAACUUUGUUUAUGCAGCCCUAGUCACUCCUCCCUGCAUGGAACUUACACAGCCUUCCUAAACACUCCCUGUCAUCUAAUGUUUACACUUCCUUUAUUGUAAUUUUUUUUAAUAUAGAAUGUCUUAUCUCCUGCUCUGUUAAUAGCUUGCUUGGAAAUAGCUAGUAAUAUAUCUUGAAAAUUAAAUCAUUUUUUUCCAUGCAGGCUGUGGGAGUCAGAGCCAGGGGAGGUGUGACUAGAGCUGCAUAAACAGAAACAAAAGUUAAAACCUUUUUUUUUUCUCGCCAUUAAAUGGUCUUUCUAAAGAUACCAUUAUUUUUCAUAUCAUAUAAUUUACUUUAAAAAAAUAUAUAAAAUAUGAAUUUUUUUUUUUUACAUUUUUUUUAAAACACACCUUUUCUAACUUUCACCCCCAAAAUCUGUUAUGCAUCUCCAACUGCCAAAAAUCACCCAUGUUAAGUAGUUUCUAAAUUUUGUUUAGAAAUAACCAAUGUUAACAUGUUACUAGUUUUUGUUUGUUUGUUUUUUUUGCAAGUUAUAGGGCAGUAGCACUUUGCAAUUUCCAAACCAUUUUUGUUUUUCAAAAUUAACUAAAGUUACAUUGUAACACUGAUAUCUGUCAGGAAUCCCUGAAUAACCUUUCACAUGUAUAUAUUUUUUAAAAGAAGACAACCUAAGGUAUUAAACUUGGGGUAUUUUGAUUCUUUUCAUGCAACCAUUUUUCCACUAAUCUAUGCCAAAUGAAAAUAAAAUAAUAAUAAUUGGUGUGUUUUUUUUUUUGUUGUUUUUUUUUAUUUUUUACACACAUAGCAAUUUAAGAAUACAUGUACUGAGGACUUUUAGGGUUACUGCCAAAUAACACCCCAAACUGUGUUCAGCAACAUCUCCUGAGUAAAGUGGUACCACCAAUGUAUAGGUGUGUCUGGUUCUCUGAGGUUAAAAGACCUUAUUUGGAGGGUGCACAUUCCAGUUUUCCAACUUGGAAUUUUCACAGCUGGUCAUCAUGCACCUAUGUCCUAUUUGGGACAUUUUUAAAGCCGGCAAAUGUAAUUUACCCCUAUCAAACCAUCUAUUUUUUUUUUUUUAAAAUAGACACCCUAGGGUGUUUCAAAUGGUGGUAUUUUAACACUCUCCAUGCACUAAUUCUACCACCAGUCUUUUUCAAACUUUUGGGUAGUCAUUUUUUAUUUUUCUUUAACAUUGUACUUUAGACAUGGAUUCUCAGUUCCUGUGAUGUGUUAAUUUCACCCCAAUAUGUGUUCAGCAAAAUCUCCUGAGAACAACAGUACCCCCAAUUUACAGGUUUUGUGUUUUUUUUUUUUUUUUUCAUACUUACAGGGGUCAAACGUAGGGCUUUCCCCUUUUCCAUGUUUGCACAUUGAAAUUCGCCAGAUUAGUUUGCUGGGCCUAUGUUGCCUUUGAGACUGUAUGGCACCCCAGGAAUAAAAAUUAACUCCAUCAUGGCAUACCAUUUGUAAAAGAAGACAACCCACAGUAUUCAAAAUGGGGUAUGUCCAGUCUUUUUUAGUAGCCACUUAGUCACAAACCCUGGCCAAAAUUAGUGUCUAUAUUAGUUUUUUUGCAUUUUUCACACAUAAACUGCCAUUUCACCGAUGAUAUGUAUUAUACUGAUAAUUUUACUACUCUAAAACACUCAUAUUUUUGUAGAGUAAUAUCUCACAAGUACAACAAGUAAUAUCUCACAAGUAUAGGUUUAUGGUGAUUUGGAAAGUUACAGGGUCAAACAUAAGAGAUACCAAUUUCUGUUUUUGUAAAUUGCUAUUUGCCAAAUUGGCUAUGUUGCAUUUGAGAUGGUAUAGCAGCCAAGAAAUGAAAAUUAAACCCACCAUGACGUACCAUUUGAAAAAGAAGACAACCCAGGGUAUGCAAAAUGGGGUAUGUCCAGUCUUUUGUAGUAGCCACGUAACCACAAACGAUUGCCAAAGUUAGCGUUCAUAUUUGUUUUUUGCAUUAUUUUAAACAAAAAGUUCACUUUUACUAGUGAUAUCGUCGUGAUCAGUUUAACUUUUUAAAACUCAUAUCUGUGUUCAGGGAAGUCUCCUGAGUAUAACAAUACCCCCCCAUCUAAAGGUUUUAUGGUGUUCUGGAAAGUUACAGGGUUAAAUAUAGGGCUUGCCAAUUAAAUUCUCUGGACAGUCUGCCUGGGUUGUCCGGUAGGGCCCUCAAAUGAUUAAUAAAAUCAAAUAAUGAUAUAGUUAAUAGUUAAGUGUGUGUGUGUGUGUGUGUGUGUGUGUGUGUGUGUGUAUGUAAAAAUACUUUUUUUAAAUUUACUAUAUAUAUAUAUAUAUAUAUAUAUAUAUAUAUAUAUAUAUAAUAUAUAUACACACACUUUUAUUUCCUAUAAAUGUAUAAUAUAAUGUAAAAUAAUUAAAGCAUUAUAUAAUUACAUUAGAAGUGUAUUUUGAGAGAUGUGUAUAUAUCUCAAAGUACACUUAUAAUGAAAUCCUAUAUAUGUACAAUAUAUUAUAAAAUGUGUUUAAUUAUUUUAUUAAAUAUUUAUCAGACAGUCCCCCUGUCGGCAGCUCCAUAGACUCCUAUUGCGGCCAUGUCGCAGAAGCGCCUCUAGCGGCUGUCAGGUCACUUAAGGUUCUCUUAAACUACUAUGUUUACAUGUGAAGGGUUAAAAGCUAGUGUCCCUUUAAAAAUAAAAAUAAAAAUAACAUUUAUAAUGAAAAAUGUACACUACAAGUACUUAAUACUUAUUUUUGCUGAUCCAAGUGCAAGGAGCAGAAGAAAGCUCUUCCAAGACAGGGAAUAGUUUGCACCAAUCAGGAGCCUCUCAGUCUGGUCUAAAAACCCUAUAGAGGACAUGGCUUUAUAGCAUAUGAUGUUCAGUUUCCAGGAGCAAUUCCAUUCAUCUGAUCUGAUGAGUAGAACUGCAGACUAACUUCACAAGGGCCAUACCACAUCUGCUCUCUCUCAACCCUAUUCUAUUUUUUACGCAACCCUGUGUACUGUGUUCACCUAGAAGCCAACUGUACAUGCUUACAGCCUGAACUCGUUUUUUUUUUUUUUUUAAGAGCCAGACAUGGGAAGCUUGCAAAUAUAUGCACAAUAUAAAAAGUGUUUUUAGUGACCGUAUUAAUAUUGGAAUGAAAAGGGGGCAAAGUUAUAGGUUGGGUGAUUUAUUACCGCUUGGUACAGCUACUAUGGAGACCGGGGAUAUUUUAUAACAGAACUGUUGUUUUUUCUUUUUUGUUUUUUUUUUUCUGUUAUUUAACUGUUGUUUUAGAUAAUGCAAACUAGGUCACCUCAAACUGUAUGUGGGAUUUUUAUUAAUUCUCUUUGGAGAUGACUUGGAUUUGUGUCUCAGAUGACUUCAGCUGAACUCAUACUUACAAAUAAAUAAUUAGAAUAACCAGGAGGGCAGUCCUGGACCGCGAACUAAAGUCAAUGGCCAUUGUAAGUCACCUGCUAUCCAACUCCUUGAAAUAAGGAAUAACCCUUAUAGAUAUAAACACAAGAAAAACAGGGUCCCUCUGCUGCUUCCAAGGGAUCCUAAGGAGGAAGAUAAAUGAGGGAUCAGGAAGCCCUACCUUUAUUGAAAUCUAAGGUGAUAUACAGGAGAAGUAGAUAAAUAGUCCAAUAAAUAUGAAAAAGGGAAAAAUUGUAGUAAGGUGCUAUGAGGGUAUAUCUAUCAAUCAGUCUCCGCAAGACACACAAAAAAAUCUGUAUUAUCAAGACCAUAAACCACCAUAGAAUCUCGAGUCGCACAACAAAAAUGAGAGGUAGGGCAAAGAGGUAAGGAGUAUUGGCUCUGCUUAGCCGAAUGUUUUCCGGACCACUGCCUUUGAUCUCUUCCUCGUUCCAGGUGGUGAACUGUUUCUGCUACAUCCAACUAGUGUGCUUCUAAAUUUCCUUGUAAAUCUAUCUUCAUUUGGGUAUGACUGUCUCAUGUUUUGGUAGUGAAAAUGCUCUGCUAGAGAUGUAAGUGUUGUCUGUCAUGUUAUUGUGGAUUAACUAUUUUUUGAACUUUAUUGAUUUCAGAGGGAUGGGGAAUAUACGCUUCACACUCGCUGCCUGAUGGAAAUGGAACACUAUAUGCGAAACAAUUACCCAGAUUUGAUGAAAAUUUGCAAUAUUUGCCGUGACAUAACAAUUCAGGUAAUGUUUUCUUCUGUGACCUAAAAAUGUAAUAAAUUAUAUGAAAUCUGAGGAUUUUAAAGAGUAGCAUUUAAAGAUUUUAUACACUGAUCAGCCACAACUUUAAAACCACUGACAGGUGAAGCAAAUAACAUUGAUUAUAUUGUUACAUCAGUCAAGGGGUGAGAUAUAUUAGGCAGAAAGUGAACAGUCAGUUCUUGAAAUUCACGUGUUGGAAGUAGGAAAAAUGGGCAAGUGAUAAGAUCUGAAUGACUUUGAAAAGGACCAAAUAGUGAUGACUAGAUACUGGGCCAGAGCAUCUCCAAAACGGAAAUGUUCCCGGUAUGCAGUGGUUAGUACCUACCAAAAGUGGUGCAAGGAAGGACAACCGGUGAACCGGCAUCAGGGUCAUGGGUGCCCAAGGCUCAUUGAUGCAUGUGGGGAGCAAAGGGUAGCGCUUCUUGUCAUAUUACGCAAAAGAGCUACAGUAGCUCAAAUUGCUGAAAAACUUAAUGCUGGACAUGAUAGAAAUGUGUCAGAACACACAGUGCAUCACAGUUUGCUGCAUAUGGGGCUACGUAGUCACAGACCGGUCAGAAUGUCCAUGAUGACUCCUGUUCACUGCUGAAAGCACCUUCAAUGUGAGUGUCAGAACUGGACAAUAGAGCAAUGGAAGAAGGUUGCCUGGUCAGAUGAAUCACAUUUUUAUUUUAGAUCAGGUGAAUGGCUGGGUUUUUGUGCAUUGUUUACUUGGGGAAGAGAUGGUGACAGGAUGCACUAUGGGAAGGAGGCAGGCUGUCGGAGGCAUUAUUAUGCUCUGGGGAAUGUUCUGCUGGGAAACCUUGUGUCCUGGCAUUCUUGUGAAUGUUACUUUGACACCUACCUAGAGAUGAUUGCAGACCAUGUUACAUCCCUUCAUGGCAAUUGUGGUUCCCUGAUGGCAGUGGCAUCUUUCAGCAGGAUAAUGCACCUGCCACAUUUCAGAAUUUUUUCAGGAAUGGUUUAAGGAACAUGACAAAGAGUUCAAGGUCAAUGAAGUGGUCUGGGUGCCAGGUCCCUCUAGUUUUAACCCUGCAGCUGAAAACAUAGCAGUUUCAGAGAAACUGCUAUGUUUCACUGAGGGUUAAUCCAGCCUCUAGUGGCUCUCACGGAGAGCUGCUAGAGGCCACUUCCGCGAUUCUCACUGUGAAAAUCAGUGAGAAGACACUGACGUCCAUAGGAAAGCAUUGAGUAAUGCUUUCCUAUGCGUGUUUUUAAUGCGCACGCGGCUCUGGCCACGCAUGCGCAUUCGGCUCCACUCGUGAGCCAACGUUGGAGGGGGAGGAGAGGUCACCAGCGCUGAGGGAGCCCGGUGCUGGAGAAAGGUUAUUGGCUGAAGGGGUUUUAACCCAUUCAGCCCAGCGGGAGGGGGGCCCUUAGGGUGGGGGGGACCUAAGGACUAUUUAGUGCCAGGAUAACGAGUUUGUCCUUUAAAGGAAUCUGCUGCUAAUGUCUUGGUGCCUGAUACCAGGACACGUUCAGAGGUCUUGAGUCCAUGCCUCGACGCAUCAAAAUGUUUUUUGUAUUUAGAGAUUGAGGGGGACUUACACGAUAUUAGGUAGGUGGUUCUAAUGUUGUAGCUGAUCAGUGUGUGAUUUUAAUUGAAAGAACACAUUUUGAGAAGUUUUAAUACACGUGUUAUGAAACGUUCUCCAUUUUCGUCGUAAUGGUGUGGAGGGGAAUUAUGUAUGUAGAUGUAAAAUAACAGAUGAAAUUAGUAACUUGUAAUACAUUUUAUAUUGGAAUAACAGAAUUUAGGAAUGACAAGUUUUUGGGAGAUUCUCCCUUUCUGAAGUCUAAGGCACUUUAAAAUGCUUUAAGGACCAAAUGCUACAUUAUGCUGUCAUUGCCUCCUUAUUUUAGCUUAUUUACUUAAUUAUUUAGCUCCAGCCCUACAGAAAGUAACUCAAUGGGUAAUUCUAUUUCAGAAUAGGAUCCUUAAAAAGAACAAGUAAUUCUGAGGACUGCCAUUGGUCAUUAAGACCAGUGAAAUGCAGAAGAGACAAGUCUCAUUACAUAUGCAUGUAGCUGUGAUCUUAUUUUGAAGUACUAUCUUAUAUAAAAGCCUUUAAUAAUUUACCUUUUACAGCUCUUUUAGAUGUCUGAUAUGUGAUACUGUCAUUGACCAGAACAUAUACGGAUAAAAAUGUAUUAGUCCCAGUCUGAUAUAAAGUUAGACUGUUAUGCUUUCAAAGGUUUUUAACUCAUCAAGUACAUUAUUCAUGUAUUUUCUUUAAGUAUAUCUUGUGUAUCUACCGUAGUGUUGAUACAUAUUGUAUUUUUAGAAUAGUUUGAUAUUCCUGUCUUACGGAUCCCUUUAUAAUGUCCUUUCUAAAGAGCCAGGCUUGUGUUGUCUGUGGGAUCUACAUUCACCUACCAUGUGUGGAGAAGUACUUUAAAGGACAUGCAGAGCCUCGUUGUCCUCACUGCAGUGAACCGUGGGCUCAUGAAAUUCCAGGUUAGUUGGUUAUAUAUGGUGGGUUUGUUUUCAUUUUGUAGAUGGUACUUCAGUUGUUCUGUGCUACGUGAAUUUAGUACAUACCACUCAAAAUCAUUUUGUUUUGCACCUUUGGUAGUUUCAGGUGCUUGAUGGUUGUUAAAAAAAAUAAACACAUUCUUUUUUUUUUUUUUGUAAGAAGUACCUGAAUAUACCUCAUAAAAGCAACAACCUUCAUAGAUAGUUUGUUACAAAAUAUGAGAUUUUUCCGACCCGUGGAGAUCACUACCCUAAAAGCAUUAUCCAAAGGCCAUUGGGUACAUGUCAGUUGUCCAUUGCAUGGGUACCAAUAUGUUACCCAACCUGUGCCCAAGAUAAUAGUUAUAGUAGCCAUUACAUGAUUUAUUAUAUUUUUCGGUCAAUAUGAUUAGGAUUUUGCAUAUAUUCACAUUGCUAUGUUCUGUCACAAUUGUCUUCUGGAAAGAAGAUCACUUAUUUCCCAUAAUGCCUAUGGCUGCUGUGAUAUACUUAUGAAUAAGCGUGACGUCACAGAAUGUGAAGGUAUAAGAGUCAGGAUGUAAAAUUCUCGGCUCUCAUACCCAUACUUGAGCCGUGCUUCCAAGCCCUCUAAUUAGUGAACUAAAGGAUUUUCACGGCAAGGAGAGGGGGGCAGGACUGCAGGUACUAUAACAACUUCAAUAUAAUGAAGUUGUUAAAGUGUCUCUUUAAAUUUAGAUACAGAUUUCAACCAUCUGGCAACACUGACAUAUUUCUAGCUUGUUUUGGUCAAGAAUUGCAAGUACUGAAAAUGAUUAAAUACUAUGAAGGAUGUCUGGAUUUUGCAGUCUGCAUGGCCCUGUAUUGAACCGGUUGGUUUUGCCUCAUUCGGUACAGGGUCAUUUGGAGUUUACACUGCACUACAGCACACUCUUUUAGUGUAUAUCUGAGUCAUUAAGGUAAGAGUCAUCAUGUCUCUGAUUUGCUUUAUUAAAAAAAAACUGCUUGCAUAAAAGGUUGUCGUUUUUUUUGUUUGUUUUUUUUUUGUCCAGAGCUGUACUUAUUCUAAACCCUUGCUUAUCCACACAGAUUUAAACCAGGCUGAUUCUCAAAGUUCACCGAUACCCUCCACUUCGAAAAAUGGCCAAGUUCAGACCCAAGAGAGAAGAUUAUCCAAAACUCAAUCGAACUUAAGGAGCAGACGAUAAGAACAAACUUAGAUACAUUCUUUUGAAGAGAGCUCAGGGAGUUUUACAGGGUUAUUCACUGAAGUAAAUUUCAAAUUGAAGGCCACAGCAGCUGAAAUGGAGACACGGCUGAGUUUGCGAAAUUUUUCCAAUUUGGCUAGUUUGAGCUUAAAUUUGAAAUUGAUUUUGAAUUCUCACUUUGGUGCAUAACCCUGCUAGUGUUUUUCCCUCUCUAUCUAUCAAAGCCAUACAAUUUACAUUUUCGUAUUAUUGUUAGAACCUGCUCACAGUCCGUCACAGUUUAACCCGUUGCUUCUAAAGAACUGGUAUUUGUUUUGACGUCAAUGAGCAUUCCUUAGUUUUGUACUUUGCAGAAAGAAAGAACAAUUGCAAUAAAAUAGAUUUAACAAUGUGAAUGCAGUUGUUGCAGCAAAAGUCGUAUUCAGCUGUGCACACCUACUAGAUAGUCAUGUGAUGAAGCCAGACUUCCCUAUUCUGUGUGCACCUAUAAAGUUUAAUUAGAUUUGUUGAAAACAACUUCUUAACCUGUUACCAUCACAUUGUGCCUAUAACAAGUUCACCUCUAUAGAUGUUCUGGCACUGUUGCCGGCAAUUGUAUUUUUAAAAAAAGAGACACUUGGGUAAAGAUUGUGUCUUCUUCGAACACGUGUGUCCAGAAAUGGAUGGGUAGGCUGUGUGCCUUCCCCCCCCCCAAACGUUACCCUGAACGACAAUUGGAGCAUCCCACAAAUCAUGCAAGUAAGGCUGAAAAAGAAAAAAAUAUUUCUUUAUAAAAUGUCGACAAGUCAUGUUGGCACCAUGGAAGCACUUCGAAGUGGCAGUAAAUUGGAACUAUACAAAAAUAGUACUAAAAUCAAAGCUCAAAUAGCCAAAGGGGAAUUGUAUACAGAUCUUUUUGUGACAUUUAAGGGUCAAGGGGAGAUGAUGUAGAAGGUAAAAGAGCUCUACAUGGGCAGAAUAAGAAAGUGAUACGCAUAAAGUAGCUGAGAUGCGGAAAGCAAUGAUAUGACAAAAAGAUGGUCUGAGUUUCCGUCAGGACCAUUUGUUCAACAGAUUCAACAUGCAAUCCAUGUUUAAUGGUAAAUGUUUAGUAUUAUUAAAGUUACUUUAUUUAUUUUUAAGCAUUAGAUGGAUUGGAAGCCUGGCAAUUUUUCUCAUAUGGAUUUUUUUGAUGUUUUCCAUAAUAAACUUACUUUUAGUGGGAGUGCAUCUUGUCACCCUAAUAUAUAUGGUUUGGAAUUCAAAGUGUUAUUUGCAUAUGAAUGUGUCCAUUGUGUUCUGUUGGAGAACUAGAAUGAGAGGUAUAUAAAGGAGGACACUAUUGUACCUGUCAGUUUAUUUUCGGCAUAGUUGGCCUGACCCUAUUUUCAGGAAUCGAGCUAUAUGGGUGUGCAGAAUAUCCUCCCAAAAGCAGUUUUUCUGCUGUCUAUUACAGCAACAACAGCGAAUUCACUGUAUUUGUGCAUCUCACACUUUGUUAGAGGACCAUAUAAAUGUAG